GUAAAAGGUUCUAAAUGACAGCCGACUUUGAACUGGUGCGACAGUUGGGCUGAGAAGCCAGGAGAGGAUUUCUGUUGUUUUGACGGGAGAUGGACCCGAAUGCUUUGGGAGGACGCAUGAUUUUUGGCGGGCGUCAGGACUGGUCGUGCUAUUUGAAAAGAGAAUAGCGCUAGUCUGACCAUCCCCGGGAUGCCGAACGGCUCCUUGCGGCUCCUCGUGGGCACGUUGAGGGCGCACUGUUCAGCUUCCCUGAGUCUUUUCCGGAAGGACGGACAUGUAAUAUGAUGGGUGUGAAUAUGGAACACUGUAUGGUCGCAAGGCCUCCUUCCUGCCUCAUCCUCCUGCUCCUGAAGCUGUUUGUCACCAUCUCCCAGGGGCUGCCAGGGACAGGGCCCCUGGGCUUCCAUUUCACACAUGCCACCUAUAAUGCUACAGUGUAUGAGAACUCGGCAGCGCGGACCUAUGUCAACAGCCAGAGCAGAAUGGGCAUCACCUUAAUAGACCUGUCCUGGGAUAUCAAGUACAGAAUAGUGUCUGGUGAUGAGGAAGGAUUUUUUAAGGCUGAGGAGGUCAUCAUUGCAGAUUUCUGCUUUCUCAGGAUAAGAACUAAAGGUGGCAAUUCUGCCAUAUUGAACAGGGAAAUCCAAGACAAUUAUUUAUUAAUCAUAAAAGGUUCAGUCAGAGGAGAAGACUUGGAAGCAUGGACCAAAGUGAACAUCCAGGUUUUAGACAUGAAUGACUUGAGGCCUCUGUUUUCACCCACCACCUACUCAGUCACCAUUGCAGAAAGCACACCACUCAGGACUAGCGUUGCCCAGGUGACAGCUACAGAUGCAGACAUUGGUUCCAAUGGAGAAUUCUACUACUACUUCAAAAACAAGGUUGAUCUUUUUUCAGUUCACCCAACAAGUGGUGUCAUUUCUUUAAGUGGCCGAUUAAAUUAUGAUGAGAAGAACAGAUAUGAUCUAGAAAUCUUAGCGGUGGACCGGGGGAUGAAGCUCUACGGUAAUAAUGGAGUGAGCAGUACGGCUAAGCUUUAUGUUCACAUUGAACGCAUAAAUGAACAUGCUCCCAUUAUCCAUGUGGUCACUCACACCCCUUUCUCAUUGGAUAAGGAGCCAACAUAUGCAGUAGUGACAGUUGACGACCUGGAUGAGGGGGCCAAUGGAGAGAUCGAAUCUGUUUCCAUUGUGGAUGGAGAUCCUUUGGAGCAGUUCUUCCUGGCUAAAGAAGGAAAGUGGAUGAAUGAGUAUAAAGUCAAGGAGAGAAGGCAGGUGGACUGGGAAAGUUUCUCCUAUGGCUAUAACCUCACUAUUCAAGCAAAAGACAAAGGGUCACCUCAGAAGCUUUCAGAAUUAAGGACAGUCCACAUUGCCAACCCCAGAAGAGACAGCAUCCCAGUCAGGUUUGAAAAAGAUGUCUAUGAAGUCAGUAUAAGUGAGUUUUCCCCUCCUGGUGUCAUGGUAGCCAUAGUCAAGGUAAAUCCUGAGCCACUGGAUGUGGAAUACAAACUACUGCCUGGUAAGGAUGCAGAGUACUUCAAAAUUAAUCCCCGGUCAGGUCUGAUUGUCACAGCACAGCCCUUGAAUACAGUGAAGAAGGAAGUUUAUAAGCUGGAAGUGUCAGACAAGGAAGGAGAUGCAAAGGCACAAGUCACCAUUGGGAUUGAAGAUGCCAAUGACCACACCCCAGAAUUCCAGGAGACACUGUAUGAGACUUUUGUGAAUGAGAGUGUUCCCGUUGGUACAAAUGUUCUCACUGUGUCCGCCUCUGAUAAGGAUAAAGGGGAAAAUGGAUACAUCACCUACAGCAUUGCCAGCCUGAACCUUUUACCAUUUGCCAUUAACCAGUUCACAGGUGUGAUCAGCACAACUGAAGAGUUAGAUUUUGAAUCCUCCCCAGAGACAUAUAGAUUCAUUGUGAGAGCCUCUGACUGGGGAUCCCCAUACCGCCAUGAAAGUGAGGUGAAUGUGACCAUUAGGGUAGGAAAUGUCAAUGACAACAGCCCUCUCUUUGAAAAAGUGGCUUGCCAGGGAGUUAUUUCAUAUGAUUUUCCUGUUGGGGGUCACAUCACAGCCAUCUCUGCUAUUGAUAUUGAUGAACUUGAACUUGUAAAGUACAAAAUCAUUUCUGGAAAUGAACUUGGGUUUUUUUAUUUAAACCCAGACUCUGGUGUUUUGCAGCUUAAGAAGUCACUGAUGAAUUCUGGCAUUAAAAAUGGCAAUUUUGCCCUCAGAAUCACAGCUACUGAUGGGGAAAACUUCGCAGACCCCAUGGCCAUUAACAUCUCAGUCCUCCAUGGGAAAGUGUCUUCAAAGAGCUUCAGUUGCAGAGAAACUCGUGUGGCUCAGAAAUUGGCGGAGAAACUACUCAUUAAAGCAAAAGCUAAUGGGAAACUGAAUCUAGAAGAUGGAUUUCUUGACUUUUAUUCAAUUAAUAGGCAAGGACCGCAUUUUGACAAGUCUUUUCCCUCUGAUGUGGCUGUAAAGGAGGACAUGCCAGUUGGAACUAACAUCCUGAAGAUUAAAGCGUAUGAUGCAGACUCUGGCUUCAAUGGGAAGGUACUGUUUACAAUAUCAGAUGGAAAUACAGAUAGCUGCUUCAAUAUUGAUAUGGAGACUGGACAACUUCAAGUCCUCAUGCCCAUGGACCGAGAGCAUACUGACCUCUAUGUCCUCAACAUAACCAUCUAUGACCUUGGAAAGCCACAGAAAUCAUCAUGGCGAUUGCUAACUGUCAAUGUGGAAGAUGCUAAUGACAACAACCCAGUCUUUCUUCAGGACAGCUACUCAGUCAGUAUUCUUGAAAGUUCAAGUAUUGGCAUGGAAAUUAUUCAAGUGGAAGCGAGAGACAAAGACCUGGGUUCUAAUGGUGAAGUAAUGUACUCAGUCUUGACAGACACACACCAGUUUAUCAUCAAUAGCUCAACUGGGAUUGUUUAUAUAGCUGAUCAACUGGACAGAGAAUCCAAAGCCAACUAUUCUUUGAAAAUAGAAGCCAGGGACAAGGCAGAAAGUGGCCAGCAGCUGUUUUCUGUUGUCACUCUCAAGAUCUUUCUAGAUGAUGUCAACGAUUGCUCUCCAGCUUUUAUCCCCAGUAGCUACAGUGUGAAGGUCCUUGAAGAUCUUCCUGUUGGUACAGUUAUUGCUUGGCUUGAGACUCAGGAUCCUGACCUUGGAUUGGGGGGUCAAGUCCGUUACUCAUUAGUCAAUGAUUAUAACGGGAGAUUUGAAAUAGACAAAGCAAGUGGUGCCAUCCGAUUGAGUAAAGAGUUAGACUAUGAGAAGCAGCAAUUCUACAACCUGACAGUCAGGGCCAAAGACAAAGGGCGGCCUGUCUCUCUGUCAUCAGUUUCUUUUGUUGAAGUGGAGGUAGUAGAUGUCAAUGAAAACCUUCAUACACCCUAUUUCCCAGACUUUGCUGUCGUUGGAUCUGUAAAAGAAAACUCACGGAUUGGAACAAGUGUGCUUCAGGUGAUUGCCCAUGAUGAGGAUUCUGGUAGGGAUGGAGAGAUCCAGUACUCCAUCAGAGAUGGCAGUGGUCUUGGGAGGUUCAACAUAGAUGAUGAGAGUGGAGUCAUCACUGCUGCUGACAUUCUUGAUCGAGAGACAACAGCUUCAUACUGGCUGACAGUGUAUGCCACAGACCGGGGCGUGGUCCCUCUCUAUUCCACCAUUGAGGUCUACAUAGAAGUAGAAGAUGUGAACGACAAUGCCCCACUGACCUCAGAGCCCAUCUAUUAUCCCGUUGUCAUGGAAAAUUCUCCAAAGGAUGUGUCUGUCAUUCAGAUACAAGCUGAAGAUCCUGACUCUGGUUCCAAUGAAAAACUGACCUAUAGGAUUACAAGUGGAAACCCACAGAACUUUUUUGCCAUCAAUAUCAAAACAGGUCUGAUUACCACGACUUCAAGGAAAUUGGAUCGAGAGCAGCAGGCGGAACAUUUUCUGGAGGUUACAGUGACAGAUGGCGGUUCUUCUCCAAAACAGUCAACCAUUUGGGUGGUGGUUCAGGUUCUGGAUGAAAAUGACAACAAGCCCCAGUUCCCUGAGAAGGUCUACCAGAUUAAGCUUCCAGAACGUGACCGCAAGAAGAGGGGUGAACCCAUUUACAGGGCUUUUGCAUUUGACAGAGAUGAAGGCCCCAAUGCAGAAAUCUCCUACAGCAUUGUGGACGGAAAUGAUGAUGGGAAGUUCUUCAUUGACCCCAAAACUGGCAUGGUCUCUUCCAGAAAGCAAUUCACAGCAGGAAGUUAUGACAUCCUGACGAUCAAGGCUGUGGACAAUGGCCGCCCACAGAAAUCCUCCACUGCCCGCCUCCACAUCGAAUGGAUUAAGAAGCCCCCGCCUUCACCUAUACCAUUGACAUUCGAUGAACCAUUUUACAACUUCACCGUCAUGGAGAGUGACAAAGUAACAGAGAUUGUAGGGGUGGUGUCUGUGCAGCCAGCUAACACCCCUCUGUGGUUUGACAUCGUCGGGGGGAAUUUUGACAGCUCUUUUGAUGCAGAGAAGGGUGUUGGAACAAUUGUCAUUGCGAAGCCUUUGGAUGCAGAACAAAGGUCGGUCUACAACAUGAGUGUGGAGGUCACCGAUGGAACAAAUGUUGCUGUCACUCAGGUAUUUAUCAAAGUGCUGGAUAAUAAUGAUAAUGGCCCAGAAUUCUCCCAGCCACAUUAUGAUGUGACCAUUUCUGAGGACGUGCUUCCUGAUACAGAGAUACUGCAGAUUGAAGCCACAGACAGAGAUGAGAAGCACAAGCUGAGCUACACCAUCCACAGUAGCAUUGAUGCCAUCAGCAUGAGGAAGUUCCGGAUGGAUCCCAGUACAGGCGUGCUCUACACUGCUGAAAGGCUGGACCAUGAGGCCCAGGACAAGCACAUCCUCAACAUAAUGGUCAGAGAUCAGGAAUUUCCUUACCGAAGAAACUUGGCCCGAGUCAUUGUGAACGUGGAGGAUGCAAACGAUCACAGCCCUUACUUUACCAAUCCACUGUAUGAAGCAUCAGUGUUUGAAUCAGCUGCUUUGGGAUCAGUUGUUCUGCAAGUGACAGCUCUGGACAAAGACAAGGGGGAAAAUGCAGAGCUCAUAUAUUCCAUUGAAGCAGGGAACACGGGGAACACAUUUAAGAUUGAACCAGUCCUGGGCAUCAUCACCAUUUCCAAAGAGCCAGACAUGACAGCCAUGGGUCAGUUUGUCCUGUCAGUUAAAGUCACAGAUCAAGGCUCGCCACCAAUGUCUGCCACUGCAAUUGUACGCAUCUCCAUCAGCAUGUCAGAUAACUCCCACCCCAAGUUCACUCACAAAGACUACCAAGCUGAAGUAAAUGAAAAUGUGGAUAUUGGAACGUCUGUCAUCCUGAUCUCAGCCAUCAGCCAGUCGACCCUCAUUUACGAAGUCAAAGAUGGAAACAUUAAUGGAGUCUUUACCAUAAAUCCAUAUUCUGGAGUCAUCACCACUAGGAGAGCUCUGGAUUAUGAACAUACCUCUUCCUAUCAACUCAUCAUUCAAGCCACUAACAUGGCAGGCAUGGCUUCCAAUGCCACCGUUAGUGUGCAGAUUGUGGAUGAAAAUGAUAACCCCCCAGUGUUUCUCUUCUCUCAAUACUCAGGCAGCCUGAGUGAGGCUGCCCCCAUCAAUAGCAUUGUCAGGAGCCUAGACAACAGCCCACUGGUGAUCCGAGCUACAGAUGCUGACAGCAACCAAAAUGCACUCCUGGUGUAUCAGAUUGUGGAGUCCACAGCCAAGAAGUUCUUCACAGUGGACUCCAGCACAGGAGCCAUCAGAACAAUCGCCAACCUGGACCAUGAAGUCAUUGCACACUUCCACUUUCAUGUACAUGUGAGAGACAGUGGGAACCCCCAGCUAACUGCGGAGAGUCCGGUUGAAGUCAACAUUGAGGUGACAGAUGUGAAUGAUAAUCCACCCGUGUUCACUCAGGCUGUAUUUGAAACUGUCUUACUUCUCCCCACGUAUGUUGGCGUGGAGGUUCUGAAGGUGAGCGCCACUGACCCUGACUCUGAGGUACCCCCUGAACUGACAUAUAGCCUCAUGGAUGGGAGUGCAGAUCAUUUUCUAAUGGACCCAAAUACUGGAGUGCUCACCAUAAAAAAUAAUAAUCUCUCUAAAGAUCACUACAUGCUUAUAGUCAGAGUCUCUGACGGGAAGUUCUACAGUACUGCCAUGGCCACCAUCAUGGUUAAGGAAGCCAUGGACAGUGGCCUCCACUUUACACAAAGCUUUUAUUCCACCUCCAUCUCAGAAAACAGCACAAACAUAACCAAAGUUGCUAUUGUCAAUGCAGUUGGAAACCGCCUUAACGAGCCCUUAAAAUACAGCAUUUUAAACCCAGGAAAUAAAUUCAAGAUAAAAUCUACCUCAGGAGUCAUUCAGACCACAGGAGUACCCUUUGACCGCGAAGAACAGGAGUUAUAUGAGUUGGUGGUGGAAGCCAGUCGUGAGCUAGACCACUUGCGUGUGGCAAGGGUGGUAGUCAGGGUUAACAUUGAAGAUGUAAAUGAUAACUCUCCUGUCUUUGUGGGCCUCCCUUACUAUGCUGCUGUGCAAGUUGAUGCUGAGCCAGGGACUCUGAUAUACCGGGUAACAGCCAUCGACAAAGAUAAAGGUGCCAAUGGAGAAGUGACCUACAUCUUGCAGGAUGACUAUGGUCACUUUGAAAUUAACCCUAAUUCAGGGAAUGUGAUUUUAAAAGAAGCAUUCAACUCAGAUCUCUCCAACAUUGACUAUGGAGUCACUAUCCUCGCCAAGGAUGGUGGCAAUCCAUCUCUGUCCACAUUUGUGGAACUUCCCAUCACCAUUGUUAACAAAGCAAUGCCUGUGUUUGAUAAACCCUUUUAUACAGCAUCGAUCAAUGAAGAUAUCACAAUGAACACUCCCAUUCUCAGCAUCAAUGCCACCAGCCCAGAAGGCCAGGGCAUCAUAUACCUCAUCAUCGAUGGAGAUCCCUUCCAACAGUUUAACAUUGACUUUGACACUGGGGUCCUAAAAGUUAUUAGUCCUUUGGAUUAUGAACUCACGUCAGUUUACAAGUUGACAGUGAGAGCUAGUGAUGCUCUUACGGGUGCCAGGGCUGAAGUCACUGUGGACCUGCUAGUGGAUGACGUCAAUGAUAACCCUCCUGUUUUUGAUCAGCCCACUUACAACACAACACUAUCUGAAUCCUCUCUUAUUGGAACACCUGUUCUGCAACUUGUCUCAACUGACGCAGACUCGGGAAACAACAAACUGGUUCAUUAUCAGAUUGUCCAGGAUACUUACAAUAGCACAGAUUACUUUCACAUAGAUAGCUCAAGUGGCUUAAUCCUGACAGCGAGGAUGCUAGACCAUGAGUUGGUACAACAUUGUACCUUGAAAGUCAUAGCAACUGAUAGUGGUUUUCCAUCUCUGAGCAGUGAAGUUCUGGUUCAGAUCUACAUUUCUGAUGUCAAUGACAACCCCCCGGUUUUUAAUCAGCUCAUUUAUGAAUCUUAUGUGAGUGAAUUAGCCCCCAGGGGUCAUUUUGUAACCUGUGUGCAAGCCUCAGAUGCAGACAGCUCUGACUUUGAUCGGUUGGAAUACAGCAUUUUAUCUGGGAAUGAUCGAACCAGCUUUCUGAUGGACAGCAAGAGUGGAGUUCUCACACUGUCUAGCCACCGGAAACAGCGUAUGGAGCCUCUGUACAGUCUCAAUGUGUCUGUGUCUGAUGGACUAUUUACCAGCACUGCCCAGGUUCACAUCAGGGUCCUUGGGGCUAAUUUGUAUAGCCCUGCCUUUUCACAAAGCACAUAUGUAGCUGAAGUAAGAGAGAAUGCAGCUUCUGGGACAAAGGUCAUUCAUGUCCGAGCCACAGAUGGGGACCCAGGAACAUAUGGACAAGUCAGCUAUUCCAUCAUCAACGACUUUGCCAAGGAUCGGUUCCUCAUAGACAACAAUGGACAGAUCAUCACAACAGAAAGACUAGACCGUGAAAACCCUCUGGAAGGAGAUAUCAGUAUUUAUCUGAGGGCCCUGGAUGGUGGUGGGAGAACUACGUUCUGCACUGUUCGGGUGAUUGUCGUGGAUGAGAAUGACAACACCCCUCAGUUCUUGACAGUGGAAUAUAGAGCCAGUGUCAGGGCUGACGUAGGAAGGGGCCACUUGGUCACUCAAGUUCAAGCUUUGGAUCCAGAUGAUGGAGCAAAUUCUAGGAUUACAUAUUCCCUCUAUAGUGAGGCCUCAGUGUCAGUGGCUGACCUCUUGGAAAUUGAUCCUGAUAAUGGCUGGAUGGUGACCAAAGGCAAUUUUAACCAACUAAGAAACACUGUGCUGUCCUUCUUCGUGAAGGCAGUGGAUGGUGGGAUUCCAGUCAGACACUCCCUCAUUCCUGUCUACAUCCAUGUCUUGCCCCCUGAAACAUUUCUGCCUUCGUUCACCCAGUCACAGUACUCCUUUACCAUUGCAGAAGAUACAUCCAUUGGAAGCACAGUAGACACCUUGAGAAUUCUGCCUAAUCAAAGUGUCCGGUUCAGCACUGUUAAUGGAGAACGGCCAGAGAAUAACAAAGAGGGCGUCUUCAUCAUAGAACAAGAGACAGGUGCUAUCAAACUCGACAAGCGUCUUGACCAUGAAGUCAGCCCAGCAUUCCACUUUAAAGUAGCAGCUACUAUACCCUUGGACAAGGUGGACAUUGUAUUCACUGUGGAUGUAGAUGUCAAGGUAUUGGAUCUGAAUGACAACAAGCCAGUCUUUGAAACAUCAAGCUACGAGACAAUCAUAAUGGAAGGGAUGCCUGUUGGCACCAAGCUUGCCCAGGUGAGAGCCAUAGACAUGGAUUGGGGAGCCAAUGGGCAGGUCACUUACUCCCUACACUCAGACUCCCAUCUUGAAAAGGUAAUGGAAGCAUUCAAUAUUGACAGCAACACGGGAUGGAUCAGUACACUGAAGGACCUGGACCAUGAGACAGACCCUGCCUUUUCCUUCUUUGUGGUGGCUUCCGACCUCGGAGAGGCUUUCUCUCUUUCUUCCAUGGCUCUGGUCUCAGUCAAGGUGACAGAUAUAAAUGACAAUGCACCAGUCUUUGCUCAUGAGGUGUACCGAGGAAAUGUCAAGGAGAGCGACCCACCAGGGGAGGUAGUAGCCGUUCUCAGCACCUUGGACAAAGACACCUCCAACAUAAAUCGCCAAGUGAGCUACCACAUUACAGGAGGGAACCCCCGAGGACGGUUUGCCCUGGGCAUGGUGCAGAGUGAGUGGAAGGUCUAUGUGAAGAGGCCUCUGGAUCGAGAGGAACAAGACAUUUACUUCCUCAAUAUCACUGCCUCUGAUGGACUCUUUGUCACCCAGGCCAUGGUAGAAGUGACUGUCACUGACGUAAAUGACAACAGCCCAGUGUGUGAUCAGGUUACAUAUUCAGCAUCACUUCCCGAAGACAUUCCAUCAAAUAAAAUCAUCCUGAAGGUCAGUGCCAAGGAUGCGGAUAUUGGAUCCAAUGGAGAUAUACGAUACUCACUCUAUGGAUCUGGAAACAAUGAAUUUUUUCUAGAUCCAGAAAGUGGUGAGUUAAAAACCUUGGCCUUGUUGGACCGGGAGAGGAUCCCAGUAUACAACCUGAUUGCCAGGGCCACUGAUGGAGGCGGCCGCUUCUGUAGCUCCAGUGUCCUCCUGCUCCUGGAAGAUGUGAAUGAUAAUCCCCCUGUGUUUUCUUCCAACCACUACACUGCAUGUGUCUAUGAGAACACAGCCACUAAGGCUCUGCUGACCAGAGUACAAGCUGUGGACCCUGAUGUUGGUAUCAACAGGAAAGUUGUGUACUCCCUGGAGGACUCAGCCAGUGGUGUCUUCUCCAUCGACAGCUCCUCUGGUGUCAUCGUUCUGGAACAGCCUCUAGACCGAGAGCAGCAGUCAUCCUAUAAUAUCAGUGUGCGAGCCACAGACCAGAGUCCCGAACAGUCCCUCUCCUCUAUCGCUUCUGUCACCAUCACUGUCCUGGACAUUAAUGACAACCCCCCUGUGUUUGAGAGGAGGGACUAUCUGGUAACAGUGCCUGAGGACACUUCCCUUGGCACUCAAGUCUUGUCUGUUUUUGCCACCAGCAAAGAUAUUGGCACAAAUGCUGAGAUAACUUAUCUCAUCAGGUCUGGGAACGAACAAGGGAAAUUUAGGAUCAACCCAAAGACAGGGGGUAUUUCUGUCUUGGAAGCUCUGGACUAUGAAAUGUGCAAAAGAUUUUACCUGGUGGUGGAAGCUAAAGAUGGAGGCAUCCCAGCCCUCAGCACUGCAGCCACUGUCAGCAUCGACCUCACAGAUGUGAAUGAUAACCCUCCUCGGUUCAGCCAAGACGUCUACAGUGCUGUCAUCAGUGAGGACGCCUUAGAGGGGGACUCGGUAAUUCUGCUGAUAGCAGAAGAUAUGGAUAGCAAGCCUAAUGGACAGAUUCGUUUUUCCAUCGUGGGUGGAGACAGGGACAAUGAAUUUGCUGUCGAUCCCAUCUUGGGACUUGUGAAAGUUAAGAAAAAACUGGACCGGGAACGGGUGUCAGGAUACUCCCUGCUCAUCCAGGCAGUAGAUAGUGGUAUUCCUGCAAUGUCCUCAACAACAACUGUCAACAUUGAUAUUUCUGAUGUGAAUGACAACAGUCCAAUGUUUACACCUGCCAACUACACUGCUGUGAUCCAGGAAAAUAAGCCAGUGGGUACCAGCAUCUUACAGCUUGUGGUGACAGACAGAGACUCCUUUCACAAUGGACCUCCCUUUUCCUUCUCUAUUUUGUCGGGAAAUGAAGACGAGGAGUUCAUGCUGGACUCCCACGGGAUCCUUCGGUCAGCAGUGGUCUUCCGGCACAUGGAGUCCCCAGAAUACCUACUGUGCAUCCAGGCAAAAGACUCAGGAAAACCACAGCAAGUUUCUCACACCUAUAUCCGUGUUCGGGUCAUUGAGGAAAGCACCCACAAACCCACAGCCAUCCCUCUGGAAAUUUUCAUUGUCACCAUGGAGGAUGAUUUUCCUGGUGGGGUCAUUGGAAAGAUCCACGCCACUGAUCAGGACAUGUAUGAUGUGCUCACGUUUGCCCUGAAAUCAGAACAGAAGAGCUUGUUCAAAGUGAACAGUCACGAUGGAAAAAUCAUUGCUCUGGGAGGGCUGGACAGCGGGAAGUAUGUCCUGAACGUGUCUGUGAGUGAUGGCCGCUUCCAAGUGCCCAUCGAUGUCGUUGUGCACGUGGAGCAACUGGUACAUGAGAUGCUGCAAAACACUGUUACAAUUCGCUUUGAGAAUGUGUCUCCCGAGGACUUUGUGGGGCUGCAUAUGCAUGGGUUCCGGCGUAUUCUGCGGAAUGCAGUUCUCACCCAGAAGCAGGACAGCCUGCGCAUCAUCAGCAUCCAACCUGUGGUGGGCACCAACCAGCUGGACAUGCUGUUUGCUGUGGAGAUGCAUAGCAGCGAGUUCUACAAGCCAGCCUACCUGAUCCAGAAGCUGUCCAAUGCCAGGAGACACCUGGAGAACGUCAUGCAUAUAGCGGCCAUCUUGGAAAAGAACUGCUCGGGGCUAGAUUGUCAGGAGCAGCACUGUGAGCAGGGCUUGUCACUGGAUUCCCAUGCACUCAUGACCUACAGCACAGCUCGCAUCAGCUUCGUGUGUCCGCGUUUCUAUAGAAACGUGCGCUGCACCUGUAAUGGAGGAGUGUGCCCUGGGUCCAACGAUCCUUGUGUGGAGAAACCGUGUCCAGAAGAUAUGCAAUGUGUGGGUUAUGAGGCCAGCAGGAGACCAUUUCUCUGCCAGUGUCCACCAGGGAAACUCGGAGAGUGUUCAGGGCACACUUCUCUCAGCUUUGCUGGGAAUAGUUACAUCAAGUAUCGGCUUUCUGAAAAUAGCAAAGAGGAGGACUUCAAGCUAGCUCUGCGCCUGAGAACCCUGCAAAGCAAUGGGAUCAUAAUGUACACUCGGGCCAACCCCUGCAUGAUUCUGAAGAUUGUGGAAGGCAAGCUGUGGUUUCAGCUGGACUGUGGCAGCGGCCCUGGGAUCCUGGGCAUCUCCAGUCGCGCUGUCAAUGACGGGAGCUGGCACUCAGUCUUCUUGGAGCUCAAUCGCAAUUUCACCAGCUUGUCCCUGGACGACAGCUACGUGGAGCGUCGCAGGGCACCCCUGUACUUCCAGACGCUGAGCACCGACAGCGCCAUCUUCUUUGGUGCGCUGGUGCAGGCUGAUAACAUCCGCAGCCUGACGGACACGCGUGUUACGCAGGUUCUCGGUGGCUUUCAGGGUUGCCUGGACUCCGUGGUGCUCAAUCACAACGAGCUACCUCUCCAAAACAAGCGCAGCAGCUUCGCGGAGGUCGUGGGUCUGACCGAGCUGAAGCUGGGCUGUGUACUCUACCCCGACGCGUGCCAACGCAGCCCCUGUCUGCACGGGGGCAGCUGCAGCGGCCUGCCCUCUGGCGGCUAUCAGUGUUCCUGUCUCUCGCAGUUCACGGGGACAAACUGUGAAUCAGAGAUCACAGCCUGCUUCCCUAACCCUUGCCGGAAUGGAGGAUCCUGUGACCCCAUAGGAAACACCUUCGUCUGCAGCUGUAAAGCCGGCCUCACAGGUGUCACGUGCGAGGAUGACGUGGAUGAAUGUGAGCGAGAAGAGUGUGAGAACGGGGGCUCCUGUGUCAACCUGUUCGGCUCCUUCUUCUGCAACUGCACCCCAGGCUAUGUAGGCCAGUACUGUGGCUUGCGCCCUGUGGUUGUGCCCAACAUCCAGGCUGGCCACUCAUACGUGGGAAAGGAGGAGCUGAUAGGCAUCGCUGUGGUCCUCUUCGUCAUCUUCACCCUGGUCGUGCUCUUUAUCGUCUUUCGCAAGAAGGUCUUUCGAAAGAAUUACUCUCGCAACAACAUCACAUUAGUGCAGGACCCGGCCACAGCUGCGCUGCUGCAUAAGAGCAACGGCAUCCCAUUCCGCAGCCUGCGAGCAGGAGACGGGCGCAAUGUGUACCAGGAGGUGGGGCCCCCACAGGUGCCGGUGCGCCCCAUGGCCUACACACCCUGCUUCCAGAGCGACUCCAGGAGCAAUUUGGACAAGGGCCUGGACGCGCUGGGUGGUGAGCCACAAGAGAUGAGCACAUUCCACCCAGAAUCCCCACGCAUCCUUACAGCAAGGCGGGGUGUGGUGGUGUGCAGUGUGGCCCCCAACCUCCCAGCUGUGUCACCUUGCCGCUCAGACUGCGACUCCAUCCGGAAGAAUGGCUGGGACACAGGAUCUGAAAACAAAGGGGCUGAAGACACAGGAGAAGUGACCUGCUUCACAAACAGUAACAAAGGCAGCAACUCAGAAGUUCAGUCCCUCAGUUCCUUCCAGUCAGAUUCUGGUGAUGACAAUGCCUAUCACUGGGACACCUCUGAUUGGAUGCCUGGGGCACGGCUUUCUGAUAUAGAAGAAAUGCCCAACUAUGAGAGCCAAGAUGGAGGGGCAGCACACCAGGGUAGCACACGAGAGCUGGAGAGUGACUACUACCUAGGUGGAUAUGACAUUGACAGUGAAUACCCACCACCUCAUGAAGAAGAGUUCCUGAGUCAGGAUCAACUACCCCCGCCACUGCCUGAGGACUUCCCUGACCAGUAUGAGGCCCUGCCUCCCUCCCAGCCCACUUCACUCACUGGCACUAUUAGCCCAGACUGCAGGAGGAGGCCGCGGUUUCACCCCAGCCAGUACCUCCCUCCUCACCCACUCCCCGGUGAAACGGAUUUGGGGGGCCCAUCCUCCAGCUGUGAUUUUAGUACUUUUGCAGUAAGCAUGAACCAGGGCACAGAGGUCAUGGCCCCCACAGACAGUGUGUCUCUGUCCUUGCACAAUUCCAGAGGCACCUCAUCCUCAGAUGUGUCAGCCCGCUGUGGCUUUGAUGAUUCUGAGGUAACCAUGAGUGACUACGAGAGUGCAGGAGAGCUCAGCCUCACCAACCUUCACAUUCCCUUUGUGGAGACGCAGCACCAGACCCAGGUGUAGAGGACACCCAUAGGUGCUUUGCCCCGACUAGUAAAGCAUGAAUGAAAAUAAGCUGCACUUGUGUUGGAUGGAGAGAAGUCCGUGGAAAUGUGGAUUUUCUAUGAGGAACACCUUCGCAAGUCUUACUGUCGCAAGCAAGCUUGAUGCCCAGAGUGACAAGGAGAGGCUCAGAAUUUGUCGGGGGACAGGGGAGCUGACAGUCAUCGUUGUGGGUGUUUGUGGUUUGGAAUGCAAAGGAGAAGAAGUGAGUUUAUGGAGUUAAACGGGAGAUCAUGAAUGGCUUUGUGCUUUAUUGUGACCCGGAAAGUAUGAAACCAGAGUUUCUUACAGUAUUUUCCCCGCCACCGUCAGAGGGGCAUCAUUGCAUGUGAUUUGGAGCCAAGGAAGUGAGAAUAGUAGAGAUGUCUGUCAGAAAAGUUAGUGUUCUAGAUGAGAGAAGCGUGAGCACUGCACACGCGUGUGGACAGAAGCCUUUGAAACCGACGCUGUUGUUCAAGGGAGCUGCCUGAUUUCCAGCUAUAAACUUAGGUUUGAGUAACAUGCUCAGUGUGCUCAGAUUCUUUUUUCUUGUUUGUGUUAAGCAUCCAAUAUAAUAUUGUUGGGUUUUGUGAUCUCUGAGAAAGUUACCAAGAAAGAGCAAUAAGAGGCUGUCCAGGGGGUGGGCUGUGGGAGGUUAAUGUUCAAACGUUAGAAAAACUAUGAUGAUCUUGUUUUUGUGUUUUCUGUCAAAUAUUCCUGGCCAUAUCUAUGGUUCUAACAUUGCUGCCAAAACUUGGCCCUGUUGGUAUAUUGCUCUCUAGGAUGAGAUGUAUUUGAAAGUCUAAGAAGAAUUCACAAUUCAGAGGAGAGGGUAUGUGGUACGGUCAAAGGUUUCAGCCUAGGUAAUCACAGUUCUCCACACCACAGGUGAAAGUUGUGUGUGUUAUUCUAAACUGGUAAUGAUAUCAUUAUAAAACUGUUAGGUUUUUAAGAAGAAAGUAGGUAGUGACUAUGUAUACAUUAAAUUGUGUGUGUGCGUGUGUGUGUAUGCGGGUACGCAUGAGUGCGUGUGAGGACGGACCUAGGUAUCACUAUGAGUGUGUACUCACUACAGCUGCUCUUGAGGAAAGCUGCCCCAAAGGGUUUAGGAUUCAGUGCUGGAAAUCCUGAGGUGAGCAAAGACUGCUCACCUUCGAGCUCUUUAGUGUCACAGGAACACCAAAUGCCAUACCUUACUCUAAUUCAGUUAACCUUAGUUUAGUACUGCCAUUUAUAUUAACUUAAAGCAAGUACUGUGAUUUUUUUAAAGACAGUGUUUUAUAAUUUUCAGAACUACUAUUUGAAAGUGUGUAACACUGAUUACACGCUGGGGUUUCCCCUCCCAUCUAAUAGGUGGGCUUCGGCCAUCAUUUUCCCAUAACAGAAUGCUGGUCCCACUCAAAAUACAAAAGCCCAACAUACAAAAGUCUAAGUUAGCAGUGGAGUUGACUUUCCUCUCUCACUUUGAUCAGCUGUGGCCACCGCCUUUGCAGUGACCAUGGGAAAUGAAUGCAUAUUUGCACAUCUGCCUCAUGAGCAAAGCUCUGUAUGGAUGGUUCCUAGUGACGCCAGCAUUGGUGUGUGAAGGGAGCUGUCUGAGAUCUGCCUCUAUCAUCUCCUCAAUUGUCUCUAAUCCUCUUACUUCUUUGUAGGAGUCAGUGUUUCUGAACAUCUGUCAUUAAAAAAAAAAUCCCUUUCAUUCCCAAACUUCCUGAGUUAGUAGAUACACAUGUCGGGUCUCUCUGCGUUUCUCUUCUAUUCUCUUGGUUAGACUCUCCAUGGAGGCAUUAUCCACACUGUGGUUUUGAAAUAAAUGAAUUUCACUAAGGCUGCUUUCAAGAAUCAAGUCUUUAGUAUUUUUCUUACGUAAGAAGCACAUUUGCAAGAAUCACAAAGAAAAUGACAAACUAAUGGUCCAGAGUUGAAUCACUGCUGUGCUUUUAAUAACACAACAGCAUAAAACCAUCAAAGUAAAACCAACAAUUCAUUUCUUGCCCCCAGGAAAUAUGAGAUGAGAUUCAUGCCAAUGAGUCACCAGUGCUUAGCCAGCAUCUCUUCCAGAGAGAAUGCCUGGCUGACCCUAUAAUGAUGGCAUAAAUAGAGCUAUCUGCAGGCAGUGGUAGACGCACUGAAGAAAUCCCCGCCUGAUCUCUCCUCUGGCCUACAUAAGAUAUUUCUUUCUUUAGGACACCUUCUUGCUAAAUUCCAGCAGAAUAUCUCUGCAGACUUUCCAGAUGAGCACUGGGUCUAUCGGAUUACUUAUCUGUAAAAGUAUGAAAUCGAUUCUCUUUUUUUAAAAAAAAUGAGAUUUUCCUACAGAUUGGAAAAUGGAGUGCAAGGAGUUCUACAAGCAACUAGAAGUGGCCACAGCUCUAAAGAACUGCAUCCUUAAGGUUUGCUAGUCUAGGUCCCAUUUUCAUAAGAGAGGAAGCAUGCCCAGAGAGAGGGAGAGACUUGCCCAGACUCACCCAGAAACUAACUCAUUGACAAACACUAUCACCCGUCCUCUUAGGGACAAGUCCUCAUCCAUAACAUUGCAUGCCACUAAGCUGCCCUGAGCUGGCAGCUGCUUCCUUCUGCUGAACCUCUCACUUUCUGCUUUCCUUCACUGAAAUAUGCAAGAAAACAAAACAAAUAGAGACCAUUUCUCUGUGGGCUUUGAUGGACCAAGAGAUUUGGACAUUCAUUAGAAUGCUGCUUUUGCCAAAUGAAUGUUUCUAGAAUAGGGGGGGGGGGAACAAGCACAGAACUGUCCACGGACUACAGUCGUCAAUGGUGGUGAAACUGGAGUGUGUAACACACCCACCUGGUGUGUUUGAUGGAUUUAAUGUUGUUGUUUUCUUCACAUGAGCUCUGCCUACCGUCUGGUCUUGUCUUGUCCACCAUAUUGGAAAAUUAGCGAAUUAGCUAGUGUCUUUGUAUCUGUUGGAAGAAGAAUUGCACACAUGCUGGUCAGGCCAAGUGAAGCUGUCGAUCUUUGUCACCCUCUAAGCAGGAGCUACAGGGCUGUUAAGGAUAGACAGCAUGCUGCAUUUAUUCCCUUCUUCUGAGAGUAUUUUGCUGCUGAGCCUCAUCUCAUGCCUGCUUUCUUUGUACCCAUAUCCUGCCCACUUACACCAUGCAAUGGGAAAGUCAUAGCAAUAUAUGCAGAUCAAGGCCAUAAUCCUGGGGUUCAAGCUAUUGGAGUCACAGGAAGGCCUGAGUAGAUUCACCUGGGUCUACCAUUAGAAAUCACUAUCCCAGAAGAAAAAAAGAGUACACGUCCUGUUGACCUUUUUCUGCUGACUGCCUAGCCACAGAACUGUAUUACUUUGCUGAAGCUGGGAGGGCCAAUUCACAAACAAAGAGAAAGAUGACUGGAAUAAAUGCUUAAAGACCCAGAAAACACCUUUGGAUGAAAUAAUUCAGGAUGAUCUAGUGUUCAUGUCGUGUGAGUUGUAUGGCCUUCUUACUGCUGCACACACUAGUCAUGCGGUUAGAUAUGGACACUCUGUGCUUUGUGGGACAUGGGACUUCCUAGGGGUAUUACUUCAGUGCCAUCUUUCUGUGUGGUCUGUGAAGAGCUGGUGUGUGUUCUUGUUAGUGUGUAUCUUGCAACCUUCAGCUGCACAUCGCUGAUUCAGACCCACCUCUUCGAGCUUCCAGUUGUGUGUCGCAGGGGGUUUAAAGUAGCCAUGCAUGGGUUUGACAUCAGUGAAUAUUUAGCCAGCUGGCUAAGACAGGAAAAGAAGAAGGUAUUUCUUUCCUUAUGUAAUAAUGAAAAGCAAUAAUUACAAGUAUGUAACAAUACACAAAGGCCAUAAUUAGUCUCUUCCAGUGUUCAGGAUGAGCUAGAGAGUUCUGUAGUCAUUUGGAGUAUGUUGGACCCAUUUGGAGUAUAUCCUAAGCACCCUUCAGUAAACAAAUACCUGAAUUGCUCCUAUUUAACAAUUUUAUGAGCCCAUACUACUGCAUUUCGGGAAUGACAGAUGUGUCUGGAAAUGGGGAGGGUUCUUGCAAAGCACUGUACCAGAGACCAUGUUGUACAUUUGUCUGUUAUAAACAGGCUGGUUUGUAAAAGAUGUAUGUUUUUGGUGUUUAAAGUGUUUAUAAAAUUGUAUAUAGGUGGUUUCAAUUUUCCAGGCAUUUGUAGAUACAGUAUUUGAUGCCUAUCCGGAUGCUUUAAUUUGGAGGGUCGAAUAGAAUUCUUAGUCAUCCACAUUGUUGUUCUACAAACUUUUGGGGUACACCCACAAAGAAGAGGACUUUAGAUUUGAAAACAAUGGUUUUUUUAUUCAUUUUGAAAUGUGUCAUGUCUUUCCUUUGCUUCCGUGGUUUUCAUUUAACUCUGUUUCAAAAGAAGGAAAGUGUUUUUAAGAUGAAUGAGUUUUGCCCAGUUUUUAAGCACUGCACCUUCAUGCCAUUUCCUAGUCAGAGGGAGCUGUCAUUUCUUCACACACACGCAUACUCACCUUGUCUCACACACAUCACAUGCAAACUUAUGCAAAGGGGGAAGUGAAUAACACAUCAUUGAAUCUGUCCCUUAUAUAAAUGCAUUAUUUCUACAGAUAUUGCUGUUGGCAGUAUUCAGUCUUGUGUUCUUUUCUUAAAAAAAAAAAGAAAAGAAAAAAGAAAAGGAAUGGAAUGGAAUAAAAACAAAAAGAAAUAAGAAAGACGCAAAAAUACUAGCCAAAAACUAAAACAAGGGGGGGUGCGGAGAACCAAUAGUAUACAAGUUUGUAACUGCCAAAUUUGAUCAUUAAAACAAGUUUUCAAGUAAAAGAAAAAAUACUAUGAA
Molecule: messenger RNA, 18747 nt
Organism: Grammomys surdaster
Lineage: Eukaryota; Metazoa; Chordata; Mammalia; Rodentia; Muridae
Gene: Fat3
Product: FAT atypical cadherin 3
Exons: 26
Coding region: 282-13952 (4556 amino acids)
Biological process (GO): homophilic cell-cell adhesion
Cellular component (GO): plasma membrane
Molecular function (GO): calcium ion binding
Source: RefSeq, a predicted model, not a curated record